This is a messenger RNA of Equus quagga, 2622 nucleotides long. It is a transcript of the gene FAM194C, whose product is annotated as chromosome 1 C3orf20 homolog. Bases 1 to 2622 code for a protein of 873 amino acids. NCBI's taxonomy places the organism in Eukaryota, Metazoa, Chordata, Mammalia, Perissodactyla, Equidae. The record is from RefSeq and is a predicted model, not a curated record. The transcript is spliced from 14 exons.
AUGAACGACGUCAAGAGUAACCGAGAACUGUACCGGCAGUACACAGUCACGGCCCCCAAGCUGCUGGCCCACAUCUCCAAACUGCUCAUCGUUUGCCGGAAUGCAGGCAUUUCUGUACCGAAGGGCAUCAGAAACAUCUUUGAGUUCACUUGGGAGGAGCUCAUCACCGACCCCAUGGUGCCUACCGCAUCUGACAUCCUGGGCCUGGAGAUUAGCGUGGGAGCCCCGCCCUUGGUGUUGAUGGAAUCGACCCCCAUGCCGGCCCCCACCCAGAAGAAAUCCCCACCGCCAGUAACACCGCCCACAUCCACUAGGCCAGCCAAGUUCACCUUCUCCAUCGCCCAUGACCAUUUGCUGCCCUCCGCCCAGGACACCCUGCACAAGUUCCAGCGGCAGUCCGUCCACCUGCUGACAGAGCUGCUCAGCCUGAAGAUGAAGGUCAUGAUGGAGUCUAUGGCUGUGGGCGCCAACCCCCUGGACAUCACGAGGCGCUUCGUGGAGGCCAGCCAGCUGCUCCACCUCAGUGCCAAGGAGACGGCCUUCAGCUACCUGCUCAGCACCGCUGGGAAAAGUGGCUAUGCUGCUGGACAGAUGGAGAACGAGUCCCCCAUCAACAUCUCCGCCAUUGGCGUGGACUCUCCUUACCAGCUUAUCUACGAACCCGCUACUGGCUGUCUGAGCUUUUCCCUCUCAACUGGAAGGGAAGUCAAGAAGAAAACAGGGAAAUUGAAAAAUGUGGAAGAGCCCACCACACCGCCCCGCCACCGAGGCCCCGGGACCUCUGCCUCUGACAGCACCCAGCUCAGCGACCCCUGCCCCGAGGCCCGGGGGAAGCUGCAGGAGUUGUGUCGCCGUAUAGAAGCCGAGAGGGCCGCAUGGAAAGAGAGGAAUCUCUCCUACCCCGUGAUCUUACGCAACUACAGGGCAAAUAUACCCUCUCAUUCAUUGACGGGCCUGAAAGGAGACGUUCAGCCCCUGAGCUCCCACCCCGCUCACCCUCUUGGUGCUCACACUUCCACUCCCGCCCCCCACCACCCUGCCUCCCACCAUCCUCACUUCAACCGGCAGUCACAGGACAUCAAGUCAGCCAAGAAGGUCAGCAAGUUGCAUUACACUUUCUAUGAUGGGUCCUCCUUCGUUUACUAUCCCUCCGGAAACAUCGCCAUGUGUCAGAUCCCCACAUGCUGCAGAGGGAGGACCAUCACCUACCUCUUUAAUGACACACCCAGCUUCUCCUUCCUGGCUCUAUUCAAUGCUGAAGGCCAGGGCUGUGUUCACUACAACUUGAAGGCCUGCUGCCCCUACGUCUUGGUCUUGGAUGAGGAAGGUGGGGCCACCUACGACUACAAGGGCUACGUAGUCCACAAGUGGAACUGGACCUCCAAGACGGAGACUUUGCUCUCCCUGCAAUAUAAGGUGAACGAGCAAAUGAAGCUGACGGUGCUGGGGCAGGAUGCCAUCAUGGUCACCUUCACCUCCGUGAAUGAAACAGUUACACUCACUGUGUCAGCCAACAACUGUCCCCACGGGAUAGCACAUGAUAAACGGCUGACACACAGAAUCAACAACAUGGACGAGAAGACGGCUAGGCUGUGCCGGGCCCUGGCGGAGAUCAAGCGGCGGUUCCAGAAGACGGUGACUCAGUUCAUGAACUCUGUCUUGCUGGCGGCAGGCCUGUUCACCAUCGAAUAUACUGUGAAGGAAGAGACGGAAAUCAGCCGAGCCAGGAUAAAAUCUGGGCCCCAUCUGGAGCAGGGUACCAAGCUCAGUCGGCACUCGGGGGAAGUCCUGUCAUCACAGUCUCAGUUGACCCGAGCCGAAGUCUCCGCAGGGGAGUCUGUGAGGGAAGACUCCGUGUGUGUUCCUGUGAGGCGCCUUCGGAAGAAGACCAUCCAGACUGAAGCCAAAGCCGUGGCCGUGCCCAGAGGGAAGGCGAGAGCGCCGCACUGCACCACCAGAGGGGAGGCCUUGCCCUCUGACUGCCCUCUAGUGCUGCGAAAGCUCAUUCGAAAGGAAGACUUCCGGGCCGGCUGCAAGUGCUUGGUGAAGACACCCCUGGUGUCUGACGUGGAGCUGGCGCACUUCCUGUCGGCGCCCCGGGACCCCACCCAGGUGCUGGUGUUUGGGAUAGUGGCAGGCCAGAGCCCCACCAGCACGGCGGAGCUCCAGUGGCUGUUCAACACCCUCUACAGUCACCAGCAGCGGGGUCGCGCCUCACCCUGCAUCCAGUGCCGGCAUGACCCCUACCGCCUGCUGCGGUAUGACCUGGACAGCCCCCUGCAGAAGGACCCGCCUCUGCUGGUGAAGAACAAUGGUGUGGUGCAGGGGAUGAUUCUGAUGUUUGCUGGGGGGAAGCUCCUUUUCGGGGGCAGCGUUUUGAAUGGCUACGGCUUAAGCAGGAAGAAUCUGCUGAAGCAGAUCGACCAGGCUCAACACAACUGCAAGAUGGGCUGCUUCCUGCCGGGCAACUACAAAUUUAGCAGCCCAGCCUCCAUCUGGAGCCCGGAAGACCCUGACUCGGUCAAGAGAGUAAGGUCAGAAGACAUCCAAGGAAGCUUCUCCUCGUUGGCCAUAAGGGACAACGUGGAGGAGUCGUCGUCUUCUGAAGCUGAGAAGAAGUAG